UAUAAAUAAGGGAAAAACAAAGGAAACACACUAUUGUCUGACAGAGACUAGUUUAUCUCUGGAUCCAGAAGACAAGACAGUAAAAUUCCAGACGCGGAGAAGGCCAAUAAAUUAAUCUCAACUGAACUCACUUCCCACCCACCCACCGCCACCGUCGCCGCCACCAAGUUCCCAAAUCUCCACCUGGAUUCUCUCAGUUUCAUCCUCCUCUGCCUUGCUCAACUCUAUCUGCUUGCUCUUCUACUCAUUUCCUCUCUCUCCCCAAUUCUCAAUAAUAAAUCUAAUCCACUCCCACUGAUAGAGCUCUCAUCAGUGACCAUUUUUCUAUUGUAGGGUUGUUGUUGGGUGCCUCUGGAUUUUUAUUCUUUGCCCCCCAAACAAAAGGCACAUCCUAGAUUUGUAGGAUCCUCAACCGUGAUCCUGGGGAUGGGUCUGUUUUCCGAAACCUACCGUACCAAGCAUGUCCUUUUAUUAUAGAAAUAGAAAGUCUUCAUCUUUCUCCCUCUUCAAUCAUACAUAAGUCUCCUUACUUUAUUACUUUUUUUCCAUUUUUAUCCAGACCAAAGCUUCCAUCUUUACUUCAAAUGUAGUCCUACAAAUAAAGGGUACCCUUUGUUUUGGUUAAUUAGUCAGUGUAUGUUGCUCUUGUUUUAGAAGUUUAGGGAGGGAAAAUUAUGGGAUCUGGUAAUGGGGUUUAUUCAGUUGCGGAUUUCGAUUUGGAUGCCAAGUGGCUAAUCGAUCCAAAGCAUCUUUUUGUUGGUCCGAGGAUUGGGGAAGGCGCGCAUGCCAAAGUGUACGAAGGAAAAUAUAAGAAUCAAAAUGUUGCUGUAAAAAUUGUUCAUAGAGGAGAAACCCCAGAGCAGAUUGCCAAGAGAGAAGCGCGGUUUGCGAGGGAAGUGGCAAUGAUGUCGAAAGUGCAACACAAGAACUUAGUGAAGUUCAUUGGUGCCUGCAAAGAACCUGUCAUGGUCAUAGUGACUGAGCUUCUUCUAGGUGGAACUUUGCGCAAAUACUUGUUCAGUAUGCGGCCAAGGUGCUUGGACACAUGCGUGGCAGUUGGGUUUGCGCUUGACAUUGCUCGUGCUAUGGAGUGCUUACACUCCCACGGUAUCAUUCACCGUGACCUGAAACCUGAGAAUUUGAUCUUGACUGCCGACCAAAAAACAGUCAAACUUGCGGACUUUGGCUUAGCAAGAGAAGAGUCAUUGACAGAGAUGAUGACCGCUGAAACUGGGACAUACCGGUGGAUGUCUCCUGAGAUACGGUACUUUAAAUUGCUUUACAGCAGAGUUACAUUACGACACGGAGAAAAGAAGCAUUACAAUCAUAAGGUGGAUGCUUACAGUUUUGUAAUUGUAUUGUGGGAACUCAUCCAUAACAAGCUACCUUUCGAAGGCAUGUCGAAUUUACAAGCAGCGUAUGCAGCUGCUUUUAAGGGGCUUGAAAGAGUCGGAUGUGGACAACUUUGUUGAUGAUGUCCUUGUGAAUCACAAACCAUGGGCUUCCCGAGUGCAAGAUCCGUUGACUGGCUCCCAUGUAUUUGUAUGUGCACAUUGUAGUCGAGAAGAAUGGAAUCGUGAUAGUGCGCGUGUUCUCAUUGAUAAGUUCGAAGAGGAGGCUGAGCUGCGAGGAUGGACGAAUCAGGUAUUUGUUACUGCUUGCUAUCACACUGGAGGCCACAAUGGAAACUUGAUUAUCUACAUCCCAGGUUCAGAUGGAAGUACAACAAGCUAUUGGUAUGGCUACGUCACUCCUGAUGAUGUGCCAGAAUUUGAUCAGCAUAUUGGGAAGGGAGAGAUUAUAGAACGACUUUGGAGGGUCCAAAUCGGAGCAUCUUGUGAUGAAGCU
Messenger RNA from Malus domestica (apple), 1848 nucleotides. NCBI's taxonomy places the organism in Eukaryota, Viridiplantae, Streptophyta, Magnoliopsida, Rosales, Rosaceae. The record is from RefSeq and is a predicted model, not a curated record.